AUGCCCUCCCUGUUUGAGAGUAUCAGCAAGAAUCUGGUCAAGGAGCUUGGAGACAGAGACCUGAGACCUGUCAGAUUCCUGCUGAAUGCCAACAAAUAUUGUCAGCUUGCGCUAUUACGGAAGAGGAAGAGUCGCUCAUGGUUCUGGGAACAACCAGAUGUCCCAGUUGAAUACACCCUCGUGGACAUCCUGAAGCCAAGUUCUUCAGUCCCAGAAACUGUUGUGACAGGACCAUUCCUCCUCAGUGACACUAGGAUCCAGAAGCUGAAGGCGUAUGCGGGCGUGGCUGUUGGGCCAGAGCUGAGUGCAUCGGGGAAGGCUGCCCAGUCCCACGAGUCCUCCCUUGAGUUCCAGUCUGUUACCAUCCCACCACACAACUGGGAAGCCCUCCGAAAGAGGAAAGUGUUGAAUCAAAAGCUGUCAUUUCUGAAGGAACACCUGAGCCGAAGGGACAACCUGUAUGUGGUGACAGAGGCCAUGGAACUGACCAGCAGUACCACGCUGCCGGACAGAAGCUGUGUGAAAGUCAAGGGAACCUGCCUUAUUCCUUGGAGUGCUUGUGUCAAGAGUGAAGGAGAGGGAGAGGGUCUCAAAGUGAGAGGCAAGACGCUGACUCUGCUGCAGGGCACAGUGAUGGCCUGUAAGAGGAAGCAGCUGGUUUUCAAGGAGAACGGCUGGGGUGAGUGGAGACUGAAGGAGGCAGAUGGGGAGAGGGGUCUGCUUCUCCUGAGAAACAAGACGGGAAAGACCCUCCACAGGCACCCUCGGCUUCCCUCCCUGACGGGGGAGAGAUGGAGCGAGAUUUCUCAGCCACCUCCAAGCCUGGCAAGACUGAAAUGUUGCUACAGGAGAUACAGAGACAGUCUCUCAUAUUUCCAGCACCUACAAGAGGAGGUUUCCCAGGAAAUGACGGCGCUGGCCCAGCUCUCCAAGGACAUUCGGGGUGCUGUUUUCCAUCGUCUCCUGGCCAAGCUCAGGGACCGAGGGGCUCUGCAGGACCUCGUGGACAUGCUGGAUUGAUACUGUGAUCGCGUGGGCUUGGGUGACACCGUCCCAAGCGAGACGGGAGAGGACUCAAGUAAUAUAUGGCUCAAGUCAAGCUUCCAAAUCAUGUACCUCCUUGAAGCAAUCAUGGUGCUGAGUGACACUCAACGUGAGCUGCUGGCCCAGUCCAUGGAGAAGAGGAUCCUGCUCCACCAGCGGGAGCUGGUGAGGAGCAUCCUGGAGCCCAACUUCAGGUACCCCGAGAGCAUUGCCUUCACCCUGAAGCCCGAGCUCCUCGCCCCGCUGCAGGGUGAGGGGGUGGCCAUCACCUUCGGCCUGCUGGAGGGGUGCGGCCUGAUGGUGGAGCCCAUCAGCCACAGGGUCACCUGGGACCCGGAAGCCAAGAAGCCCCUGGCCCUGUAUGGGUCCCUCUCGGUGCUGCAGCGGCUGGCAGAGGCCUGA
Molecule: messenger RNA, 1446 nt
Organism: Camelus dromedarius (Arabian camel)
Lineage: Eukaryota; Metazoa; Chordata; Mammalia; Artiodactyla; Camelidae
Gene: GSDMC
Product: gasdermin C
Biological process (GO): defense response to bacterium; pyroptotic inflammatory response
Molecular function (GO): phosphatidylinositol-4,5-bisphosphate binding; phosphatidylinositol-4-phosphate binding; phosphatidylserine binding
Source: RefSeq, a predicted model, not a curated record